Molecule: messenger RNA, 4547 nt
Organism: Cladocopium goreaui
Lineage: Eukaryota; Dinophyceae; Suessiales; Symbiodiniaceae
Source: the annotation of a GenBank genome assembly
CGCAAAGUUCCCAUGGCCCUUGGAGAGCCUAGUGCAGGCUUUUUGGAGUUUGUUGCCCAUGCCGGCGUCACCUUCCAGUAGCAUGUCGUCCCGCCUGGCUGUUGAGAGGCCGGGGGUCGGCAGCACCACUAUGCAACGGGGAGCACAACUAUCCCUGGCGGGUGACAAUGCAGAUAUUGUGAGGAAAGCUGUGAUUCCAGAUGCCUUGGCGGUGACGAUGGGGAUGCAAUUGCAGGAAACUGCAGAUAUGGCAGCCUAUCAGAUCCUGAAGCCUCUGUUCCUGACAGAUUUGCCUUUGCCAUGGGAGGUACAACGUAGGCAUCAUGGGCGAUAUGACUUCUACCAUCCUGGGUCCAAGGAGUAUCGCCGAGAGCAUCCAAUGAUCGGCUUCUUCAAGGAUGUGCUGGAGUUUCUCCGGGCAAACGCCACCACCAGCACUCCAAUGGAGGAGCUUUUGGAGGCUCAGGUCUUCAAAGAGGCGAGCCCUGAAGUGGUCCGCUACCGCCUGGGCAUUUGGGAAGGUCCCAUUGAGGACAAGAGCUCUGGUGGGCUGAUGUUUGUGCGGCAGUGGGAUGGCAUUGAUGAGGCCUGCGUGAAGGUAGAUCAGCGCUUCGACGAUCCUCGGCUUGAGGCAGCAGCGAACCUCUCUUUCCGCCUCGGUGGUUGGCUCCAUCUUUGGAGGGGCUUCAUCGGUGAGGAGCCAUUUCCCUUGUUGGAAGGGCGUCUUGCGGCGCUUUGCCAACAGCUGGGGGAGUCAGUGGUAACUGCUCCCGGGAUGGCCACCACCCAGAUGAUUGCCCAUAUGGAGCAGCUGUUGCGGCGUUGGUGGUACACGCCGCCGCCUGAGCCAGUGAGGUGGCCUUUCACCGAAGACGAGAAGGCACUGCAGCCGCUGGUGACAACGAUACUGUCCAAGGCUUACAAUGCGGCCAUCUCUGAAGCGGCGCGCAGAGAAACAGAGGCGGCGAUGUUUGAAGGAAGAAUUGCAGGAGAUUCGGAUCGAUUCGCGGCACGAGUCACCUGCAACAUGCUCUAUCGAGCGUCGCAACGACUUGUUGCCGACCUGGAACAUCAAGACUGGGCCGCAGCACAGUUCCCACCCGAGGAGGAGCAGGAAGCUGAGUAUUCCGAUGACCUGGAGGAGGAUCCGUUCGAUGAAGAUGAGGAGGAGGAUCAGACAUCCGAGGAUGAUGUGGAAGAAGUGGGUGAGCGAAAGAUAGAGGACCAUCCUCAACCACGAACUCCAGAGGAUGAGGUGGAGGCGGAAGAGGAGGAGGAUCCAGAGGAUGUCAUUGCGCAUGUAGAGGAUCCUGAGAUCCUGGUGGAAGAGACUGAUGAUGUUCGGCCUGUCAUCGAGACCUGUAAAGGCUUCAUCGCGAGCCUGGAGACUGACCAUGGGUCUUGGGCGCACGAGCGCCUCCGACCUUGGACACCAUCCAGUCGUCGUCAGUCAGCACAGCCUUGUUCGCCCAAAGCCCUGUGGCCUGAGUCGCCGAAGGUCACGACUCAUAGGCCUCGCUUGGGUCGCAAGCAGCGUGUUUGGAGGCAGACUGGCUUCCAAGAAGGUGAAGAGUUGGAUGAGCCUGAAGAGUUGGAAGAGUUGUCGCCAACUGACCAGGUGGCGCGAGCUUUAUUGGCUCACGCCAUGGCUGGAGGAAUGGCACCGGAGGUGGCGGUCGUGGCUCAGGCAUUGUUUGACCAUGCUAUGGCUGCAACAUCCCCGCAUUCAGAGGAAGCUGAUACCUUGCCAAUGAUGACCUCUUUGGAGGAGAGAGAUCUUGGGCCUGCGAUGCCUCAGGAUGAGCAGAGGGACGAGGCGGAAGAAACGUAUGAAGAUGAAUUCGAAGAAGAAGAGCAAGAUGCCGAGCAACUGGGAGCAGGGAAGGAUUCAGAAGAGCUUUCGCCAGAGCUAACAGAAGAUACCCAAGAGCCACUGCUGGAGGAAACAACUGAACAGCCAAAGUCGGAGAACUACUGGCCUUUGUUGGACAUGGAACUGAAACCAGAACUGCAGGAAAAAGUGGAUUCAUUCUCGCGGCGAUUGGCAGAAGCAACCAGCAUUUUCAACCACUGCACGGGAGAUGAUGGGUCCUACGAUGUGGAUGACUUCCUGUGCAGUGUCAGCUGGAAUUGGUCAACUUCAGAGCCAGAGAAUAGCGAUUCUUACCGCACUGGUCGCGCAGACCUUGCACGUGCAGCCAUCCAAGAUCCUUUGAGUCGGAAGUUUGAUGGCGCAGAAGCAGAUGAUUAUGAAAUGGUGGAAACUGGUGCAGCCGCCCGGCCUCCUUCGCCCAAACGUGGCAAGAUGCGGCAGCCUUGGUACCUGGAAGAUGCCAACGAGCCACCAUCUGGUCUAGCAGCUGGACAGCCAGCGUUCCCGCUUGAACGGGCCAGAUCGUCAAGUCCCAAACUUGUUAGAAAGUCUCCGAUGACAGCCAAGCAGCAGGCGAAAUCAUCGCGGUUGACACGGCGUGGCAUUGGAAAGCCUCCACCGAAGGCGAAGUUGGAGCCACGACCUCGUAGUGCUGAUUGCUACACCAGGCCUCGCACAGAUGACCUGCUGCCCUUCAGGCCAGCUGCAGCCGCAGUGGAAGCAGCCAAGUCGACCAAGCGAUUUCUCAGCCGGACUUGUGGAACGAUGCAGGCAGCUUUGGCUACUUUUGAUCCAAAUGGAGAUGGUCGGUUCAGUCGCGAAGAAUGGACAUUGGGAUUGCAACAGCUGGAUUUUACUGUAAACUAUGAUGAGCAGGAAAUCUUUACGGUCUUGGACAGGCGAGGCCAUCAUAUGCUCACACUCUCUGACCUCCUGGACUAUUGCAGUGGCAUCCCAAUUGACACCGGCAUGCCAGCUCCGGGCCUUCGCGGUACAGUCUCAGAGCUCUUCGAAGAGGUCAUUGAGGAGCAGCUGAAGAUGGCCGUGCGGGAGGCCUUAGAUGAGGUGGCAUUGCAGGGCUUGCAGAAUCCCAAUGGACCGACCAGUUCACUACCAGAUGUUCAAGGCUACUUGAGGCAAAGGCAAAAGAGAAAGAAGCUACAAGAAAGAGAUGGCCAGAGCCAGAACCAGCCCAGUCAGGCAGCCUCGUCCAAUAGGAGGAAGCAGAACUCAAUGAACUCAAUGAACUCGAUGAACUCGAUGAACUCAACGGAUCCAGACGAUUCCGGCAGCGAGGAAAUAGAGCCAGAUGUGCCACAAGAGCCCGAGGAUGAAGAUCCAUCAAAUGGCAAGGCAAAAGGAGGAGCAAAAGCUGCAGCCAAGUCUGGACCAAAAGUAGGGCGAACGCCACCUGGAUCCAGUGAGGCGAAGGGCCCAAAAGCAGCACCCAAGCCUACAGUCAGAGGGCGGACACCACCUGGAUCAAGCGAGUCUGUUGGGCGCGGCCUAACACCUCAAACCAAACCUGGAGCCAAAGGAGGGCCAACUCCACCUGGAUCCAGUGAGGCGAAGGCGAAAGCAUCAGCCAAGUCUGGAGCAAGAGGAGGGCAGAGUCCACCUGGCUCCAGCGAGGUCAAAGAGAAGGGCGACAAGAAAAAGAAGAAGGCCGACGAAGGCGAUAGCUCUCCCGGCUCUCCCAGUCGCUCACCCAAGAGGAAUUCAUCCAAACACCGCAAGGAUCCCGCGGAUUCAGCGACAUUUGCAAACGCUUUGGGACGCGUGUCUGUUGAGUCAGAAGACAUCAAUCCAAACGAAGAGAUAAAGAAAGCAAAGAAGAAGAUCAAGCCCAAGGCAAAGAGACACAGCAGUGAAGAUGGAAAGAAGCGCGUCCGGAGCCACUCACCGGAGAGGUCCUAUAUGUCUGCCCGCAAUCAGCCGCAGCCAAUUGCAAAGUUUUAUGGCUAUAGCUUUGUUGACAGAGAGGAUUUCGGCAAAGAUGUUCCUGACACGCAGUUACUACCAUUUGUGCCUAGACCUGCUUCUGAGAUCUGCAAGACCUACGGUCACAUCUUUAGAAUCCUAGCGGAUCCUGGAGUUAGGAGGCUAAAAGUGGAGCCGCGAAAAAGGUCAGUGCAUGUCUUCAUGCCAAGCACAGGAUCCAGCUUCGAGCCAGAGAGAGAUGGUGGCGGUGAUACAUUUGACGAGCACAAGGAGAAGGACUUCGGCCUGCAGGCAUCAAAGAGCACACCGGAUCUGCGCACAACACAGGCUUCAACAACAGCUGGAACCACAUGGCGAUAUGCAUCGGAAAGCUCAGAGGUUCGCCAAGACCGUGUGAGCCUGCCUCCUUUGGUGCAGUCGCAAAACCAGAGGCCAGAACUCCCAAGUCUAGGCGGGGCUGCCGCUAUUGAUGCGGAGUGCAGGCGGAACCCUGCUGCUCUCCGGGCUGAGGGCUCUCAAGGGACUCUGUAAAGAGAUACAAUCUUGCUUUCUCUUCUGAGACCUCUGCAACAAAUCUUACAAAUCUUGGGCUGGCAAGACUCAAGCCCUUGCGCCCUGAUAGAAUUGUCUCACCAAGCUGCAUCUAGGUGCAAUGAUAAUGACUGUUCUUGAGACCAAAGGUCUUGAGAAUGAAUGUAGUUAUCUUUCCAAGGAAAGACCAAGCAAAAUGAAA